CUGUGUUCUCCUCCGGAUGCUGGCUUACUAUCUUCAUGUCCAGUUCACAAUCCGAUCCAGCAGUGACCUCAUCCAUCGUCCAGAAGAAGCCGCGCCAUAUUCCCAGGCGGGUCCCUCUCAGCUGUGAUCCUUGCAGAAAGCGCAAAUUGAAAUGUGACCGCGCCGUACCGUGCAGCACUUGCUCGCGGUACAACCGGGAAGACCUGUGCCUGCUGAAUCCUGCGCCGCCUAGAGGCAAAAGGAUAAAUUCACAUCCCAAGCAGAGGACUCAGAGCCAACCCCAGUGCACUGUCGAGGCCCACAAUGCUAGUCAAACCGCUGGAGCUGCGGCUCUCGAGAGGUCUUCGCCCCAGGGACUCGGCAAUCUAUCUUCACAAGUGUGGUCAGAGACUCCAAGCUAUGAAAUAACCGAGUUCGUUGCGGAUGUUCCGGUGACAGAAGAACGACCUGGACCCGGUCAAUCAGUCGAGAAAGUCCAGGCCGUCACCGCAGCCCAGCCAUUGUCUUCUAGUCAUCAGCAACUUUUUACUGCCGGAGAUUCUAGCACAUCACGUUCAGAUGGUGCCGUUAACAUCUUGUUUCCACAGAAUCUGCCGCUUCUACAAUUUUCUAGUGGUGUCGAUGGUAGUUUCAUGGAUAGUUUGAUAUUUUCAGACAACGACAUGCAAUGGAAGAAAUUGCUGGUCAAAUUUCUUCCUACUCGAACUCAAGCAGACGUACUCCUCAGCUAUUUCAUUGAACACAUCAACUGGCUUUUCCAGACGGUCCAUGUUCCCACGUUCCGAAAAGAGUAUUCUAAAUUUUGGGACGGCGAGGUCAAAGAUGUAGAUCUACCGUGGAUGUCGCUGUUGUUCACAAUUCUGUCCUUGAGCGCACUAUACAUCCCUGUUGAUGUUGCGGAAGUGGUCGGUCUGCGACGAGAUUCUAUCCGAAAAUAUUCCCACAUAUGGCAUCGUGCAAGUCUGCAAGCUCUUCAGGCUGGCAAUUACGAAGGAAAGCCAACUCUGUCACAGUUACAGACAUUCUCCAUUACACAGCUAUAUUGGUACGCAACCAACAACAUUGAAACAAUUAAUUCGCGGAUGGGCCAAGCUGUGCGAAAUGCUCAAGCUCUAGGGCUGGACAAAGAUCACACGCCUGCCAGAAAUGUAGCCGAAGCGAUGAGACAUCGCCUGUGGUGGGAUCUAGUGGACUCCGACACGUUUCAGUCAAUAUGUCUCGAUAGGCCACCCUUGAUUCAAGUGCACCUCACCAAUGUACCACUUCCCCUUAAUUGUGACGAUCUCGACCUGGGUUUGGACUUUGCGCGUGCAAGGACCAUGAAUGAGCCUACCGUUAUGAGCAUGAACAUCUAUCGAGCGAGGAUAUUCCGGCUCCUCAACCGCGCUCUGGUCAUUGAUCCGUCGCAGCUUCAAUCCUACAAUUCGGUAGUUGAGAUUGACCGAAAACUUCUGAAGAUUAUUGACGAACUGCCCUGGUAUUUCCAGCUCGAUCAUGAGGAAAAAGCCAAAACCUUCUCUGCAGCUCAUGAAUUCUUGACAUGGCAAAACCACAUUCUGCGGACAUGUGUCAGUACGCAGCGUGUUCGUAUGUAUCGACCAUUUCUCGACAGCGUCACGAGCGCCUUCGACACCUGCAUUGGGGCAGUUGAGAAUGCAUUGGCUACAUACAGGACCCUACGCAGAAAUGAGCCAAUCGUCACGCAACAGAAAUUCUACCCACAGGCGUACCAGAUUUUCUCUGUCGCCGUCACCUUGGGCACGUUACUUCUGGUCGAGAGAACCAUUCCAAACGCCGCUCGCUUCCGGGUCGAUGUUCACAACAUGGCGGACGAUUUGGGUCUGUUAGAAGCGCAAGCGUGCCCUGUUCCGGUCGCCGUCAAUGGACACAACGUUCUACUCAAGAUCCUAUCGCUGUUCGAGCAGGGUGAGUCUUGCUCACCUGAGGACGCUGAACGCCUCGUUCCAGACAUUUCGAUCAUCCUGGGUGGUGAGAAUACUACUCGCGCCUACCUGAGACGACGAACUGCCACUGAGACACAACAGUCCAAUCAAGUUCAGGCUCAUUUGGGUGACGUUAGAGAUCAGGGCGAUGGUGGCAGACAGCUUCAGGGUUCUGAAGUGACGACUGGUCAACUUAUUUCGUUGACUCCUCUUCUUGGAGCAGCAGAGGGACUUUUCGACUUGGAUGAUUUUGACCUUAGCGACUCUUAUGGUCUUUUUGACUGGGACAUGACCGGUUUGUUAUCAGAUGCUCUGGCCAGCGGGAGGCAGUGAAACCAGUGCUGCUAUGUGUCACCACAGCACUCUUACUUGGGUGCUCACUUGCCCGAAUGACCUCUUCGAGAUGCCAUUCACACGAUGCUUGAUGCACCGUGCUCUGCCUCCCUUCCCCGACAUCCUUGGGAGUUGUCUGUCGGAUACCGAGGGAUGUGAGGUGGAUCUUGCGGAACGGUUAUUGUCGGGUCCACGUACGGAGUAGAAGCAACUCGUAUCCAUCCGCAAUGAACUCCGCACCAUGUCGACGAACCUGAAGUCAAAUGGAGAAAGAUAUGUUUAAUGAACAACUUCAUACCAUACUUUUGGCAGUGGUGUAACUGAAAUCAAUGGGUAGGGUCCAGAAGUGACAUCAAUCCUGGCGACGGAGAGAUAGCAUAGAUCCGUUGUCGACAACUUGCAAGAAUCCCUCUUUGGAUUCUGGGCUGAAGCCAAAAGGCCAUUAUCAAUACGGAUAGCACGCGCAACAUGCAACGAACUCGUUUGCAGCCAGGGAAAGGCAAAGCAGAACUCAGCAAGCAAAGCGGAUCAAGCAACUGUCCCGCAAUGUCGCCUCCUCAUAUUUAUGGAAUUACUCUAGCUAACGGGAGUACCAUCACACAUGGUAUCGGUGCGAACGUUAAACGACCCUUCUCAGAUGUCCCGGUCGUCAUGCACGAACUCGACCCCGGCACGCGCUCGUUCGCAGGACAAUUGGGUUUCAUUGAAUUCUCCACGGAAUACCGACUCCCAAGGCACGUUCACAUUGCCCCAGCAGCUGACGAAGCAUCGGCCGAGAGGAGAUUCAUCUGCGAGAGGAUUGUGGUGUUGGAUGGCGUUGCUCUCGUCGAAUUCAAUGGCGAGAGGUACGUGAUUCCGCCCAAGACGUUGGUGUCGAUUGCCCCCGGCGUACCGCACACGUGGACCGCUUGUCCGGUUGGAGUCACGGUGGGAGAGGGCGAUGCGAGCGUCACUUCAAAGGGCGCGUUUCUCAUGCUGUACGAGUAUGAGGAGGCGACAGCCUUCUUCCCUACCUGGCAGACUCGAACGUUGGAGCGCGUGGAGGAGUAUGAACGGUGUGAAGAUCUGGAGAGUAUCAGGUUCCCUGAGAUGUCUGCGAAGGAUGUAUACGAGGAAUGUUGGUUUGCGUGGGAUAAACAGUUGACGAAGAAGGGGCAGAAUUCAGGCAGGACUCGAUACUGAUGCGAGCACUGUAGCAUUGUCUUCCAAAGGGGAAAUGGUGCUCUCGUGUAAUCUCAAGACGCCAAUUGAGGAGUGGGUCGUAAAGAAUCACAAUUGGCAUGCCCACAGACAGUGCCGGCCUCGGUUGAGACAAUUUCCGGAACUAUGAGUGAUAUCAUGGCCUCGAAC
Messenger RNA from Exophiala oligosperma, 3626 nucleotides. RefSeq lists its product as uncharacterized. Gene Ontology annotation, molecular function: DNA binding; zinc ion binding; DNA-binding transcription factor activity, RNA polymerase II-specific. The coding region runs from base 36 to 2276 and encodes 746 amino acids. The record is from RefSeq and is a predicted model, not a curated record. Gene Ontology annotation, biological process: DNA-templated transcription; regulation of DNA-templated transcription. NCBI's taxonomy places the organism in Eukaryota, Fungi, Ascomycota, Eurotiomycetes, Chaetothyriales, Herpotrichiellaceae. The transcript is spliced from 3 exons.